Messenger RNA from Peromyscus californicus insignis, 2204 nucleotides. RefSeq names its product ATP synthase membrane subunit c locus 2 (gene Atp5mc2). The record is from RefSeq and is a predicted model, not a curated record. Gene Ontology annotation, biological process: proton transmembrane transport; proton motive force-driven ATP synthesis. NCBI's taxonomy places the organism in Eukaryota, Metazoa, Chordata, Mammalia, Rodentia, Cricetidae. The transcript is spliced from 5 exons. Bases 1619 to 2044 code for a protein of 141 amino acids. Gene Ontology annotation, molecular function: proton transmembrane transporter activity.
UUGAGGCCUCGCGUCCUCUUUGUGGCGCGCAGGCGCGCUCGGCAGGGUCCCUCGCCGGGACGCGUGGCCGCCCGGACCUUGCUAGCUCCCACCCGGGUCCUCGCACCCGCGCAGCCGCCGGCGCGCCCGUCCCGGGAGCGGCCCCUUCCCCGUGUCCGUGACCUCUAACCGCACGGGCCUGGCGCCAUCUUGGGUGUCUCCCGGGGGUUGGGGGCCCUGCGGCCGGCGGACGGCAGAUCCCGGGCGCGCGUGUGCGAGCCGGGCGCGAGCCGGGCUCUGCGGGUGUGCCUUGCUCACCCUCACGCCUUUUCACCGCUGGCACAACCCCACCGUCUCCCCUCCUCUCUCGGCUCCCUUCUGUCAUCCUGAAAUCAAAGUAGCCUCCGUCUUCAGAAACCUGCAGACUUUGAACCUCAGAACUUGCGGUUCUCGGCGCAGCCAAGCCAGUUCAUCGUUCAAAGCUCCCAUCACCUCCAGACUUUCAGUCUGGAGUAAACUGAACGUGGUAGAAAGGAACAGAGCAGGCAGAAGGGCCCGGUGGACGGACUUGGGAAAGCCAGGGCAGAAGAGGGGCCUGUUUCCUUAGAAACUGGCUGUUACCCAGUACCUGCCUCUAAUGAAAGCCCUGACAUGCUAGUGAUAAAAUCAUAAUGCUGGGUUAGAAAUGGAGGUUUCUGUUAGGCAUUCCGUCCAGAAGGUGGGAGAGGUCCGCGCCUUUAAGAGUUUCUACCUGCCAGGUUUCCUGUCACAUGACGCUCAGAUUUUGCCAGUAAGACAGAAAGGUUUAAAGUAUGGAAUAGUUAGGUGGCUACCCUUCUAACUGAAAGGUCGUGAUUGUGGAGAAUUUCUUUGCCCAAGUGUGGGCUUGCCCAGGUUAGGUGACCACUGGAAGGGCUCACCAAUUGAAGAUACUCUUGGGUUUAGUGCAUGCCAGCAAUAGAUGAUACUAUUUACAUAUGUUGAUUUGUAAACUGUCAAAUUUAAUCCCCUUAGAGCUCUUUUCUCUCUCUUUUUUAAAGAAUAGUUUAUGGAGUACCCUGCAAGCAGGCAGUGGGCUGGACAGUAACUAGAGUACUGCCAGAGCUACAUUUUGUAAGGGAUAGCAUGUAGUGGUAUUUGCUGAAAGGUUGUGAGUGGAGCAAAUAACAUUAAGGCUUUACUGUUUUUGUUUGUUUGUUUUAAAAAAAGUCUUCCCUUUUAUUUAAUUUUAUUUUUCCAAGAUAACAUUUCUCUGUAUAGCUUUGGAACCUUCCCUGGAACUUGAUCUGUAGACCAGUCUAGCCUCUAAUUCACAGAGAUCCCCCUGCCUCUGCCUCCCGAGUACUGGGAUUAAAGGCACGCGCCACCACUGCCAGGCUUAUUUUGGUGUCUUGAAGACUGUCUAUAUAAAUAGCCCACGUUGGCCUCCCCAGUGCCAGGAUAACAUGCGUGCACCACCAGGCCUAACUGCAGACUCCCUUAUCCAAGUGUGUGUAAGCAUGUGUGCACGCUGAGAAGUCAAUAUAGAGAGGCAUUUCCACUCCACUUCUUGAGACAGGACAUCUUGAAGCUCUUCAACUCAGCUGGACUGCAAGCCAAUGAGCUCCAGCUCUCCUGCCUUGGCCCCUCACCCCUGAAAAUGUAUGCCUGCUCCAAGUUCAUCUCCACUCGCUCCUUGAUCAGGAGCACCUCUCAGCUGCUGAGUCGCCCACUGUCUGCAGUGCAGUUGACCCGACCACAGACAUGGACAGAUGAGGGCCCCAGCAGUUUGGCAAUCCCUCACCCUCUGACCUCAGUCAUCCCUAGCCGCAGCUUCCAAACCAGCGUCAUUUCCCGGGACAUCGACACAGCCGCCAAGUUCAUUGGGGCUGGGGCCGCCACAGUUGGGGUGGCUGGGUCGGGGGCUGGCAUUGGGACUGUUUUUGGGAGCCUCAUCAUUGGGUAUGCCAGGAACCCUUCUCUGAAGCAACAGCUCUUCUCCUACGCGAUUCUGGGCUUUGCCCUCUCAGAGGCCAUGGGGCUCUUCUGCCUAAUGGUGGCCUUUCUCAUCCUCUUCGCCAUGUGAAGCAGCUGUCUCCACUUCCACCUCCCAUAGCUCUUUCAUGUCCCGUCUGCCCUGUGUGUUCCUUUUCCUGUACCUCCCCAGGAAGUCUGGGGAAAGUGCUUGGCUCAGGGUUUGACAGAGAGAAGACAAAUAAAUACUGUAUUAAUAAGAUGUUUCUUAA